Lactuca sativa (garden lettuce) is the source of this 2064-nucleotide messenger RNA. RefSeq lists its product as uncharacterized. The record is from RefSeq and is a predicted model, not a curated record. Gene Ontology annotation, molecular function: protein dimerization activity. NCBI's taxonomy places the organism in Eukaryota, Viridiplantae, Streptophyta, Magnoliopsida, Asterales, Asteraceae.
AUGAAUGAAAAUUUUUCUCAAGAAAAAGUUUCAAAUGAAAAUGUUGAUUUUGAUGAUGAAAAGAUUAAUAAUGAAGAUGUUAAUGUCAAUAAUGAAAAUGUUAACAUUUCAAAUGAGAAUGAGAAAGAAAAUGUCAUGAAUGAUAACAAUGAACAAUUUAUUCCACCUUUAGAUAUAUAUGAUCCUAGUAAUUGGGAUAAUCUUGAUAAUAACUUAAGAGAUAUUUUGAUUGAAAAAGGGCCAAUAAGAGAAUCAAAUUUUGUGUAUCCUAAAGAUAAUCUACCUAGACAUUUUUCUUAUGCUUCUUAUACUAGAAAGUUAAGUAAUGCAAAUGAUGGAUUUAAUGAUUGGAAACAUCUUUUUGAUAGACUUAAAGAACAUGAAAAUAGUUCCCAACAUCUUUUUUGUAUGGAUUCUUGGGAUGAACUAAUAGCAAGAUUUGAUAAGAAUAAAACAAUUGAUAAAGAUUUGCAAAAUAAAGUUUUAACUGAAAAAGAACGUUGGAGACAAGUUUUAAAAAGAAUAAUUGUUGUCAUUAAAUAUUUGGCAAAAUAUAAUUUGGCUUUUCGAGGUUGUAACGAAAAACUUUUUCAAGAAUCUAAUGGUAAUUUUUUUGGAGCAAUUCAAAUGAUGGCAGAAUAUGAUGUUAUAAUGCAAGAACAUGUAGAAAAUACAUUGGGUUUAGGACUUUUUAAUGAGUUAUUAAAUGCAAUUAAAUCUUAUGGUCUUAAUAUUGAUGAUGUAAGAGGACAAGGUUAUGAUAAUGGUUCUAACAUGAAAGGAAAACACCAAGGUGUUCAAAAACGAUUACUUGAAAUUAAUCCAAAAGCAUUGUUUAUGCCAUAUGCUUGUCAUAGUCUUAACCUCACGGUUAGUGAUAUGGCUCAUUCUUGUGCCAAAGCGAUUUCUUUUUUUGGAGUUUUGCAACGUAUUUUUGUAUUAUUUUCUAGUUCAACCAAAAGAUGGUCAAUAUUACUUGAUAAGGUCCCUAACUUAAUGAUAAAAUCUUUAUCUAAUACACGUUGGGAGAGUAGAAUAAAAAGUGUCAAAGCCAUUAGGUUUCAAGCUCGUCAUAUAAGGGAUGCCUUGAUAGAAUUAAGUUCAUCAUGUGAUGAUGCAAAGUCUAAAAGUGAAGCUGAAAGUUUAGUUAAUGCUAUUGAAAGUUAUGACUUUUUACUUGGUUAUGCCAUUAGUAUUGAUAAUGCUAAGGCCAUUGCAUCGGAUAUGGAAGUUGAACCUAUAUUCCCAAAAAAACGCCAAGUUACUAGAAAAAAACAAUUUGAUGAAAUUAAUUGUGAAGAUGAAUUACUAUCACCGGAAGAAUCAUUUAGAAUCGAGUAUUUUAUAUAUAUUGUUGAUGUGGCAAUUGCAUCAUUAGAGAGUAGAUUUGAGCAAUUAACAAACUUUGAAAACAUUUUUGGAUUUUUAUAUGAUUCAAAAAGGUUAAAGUCAUUGGAUGAUAUUGAACUUAAAAAAAGUUGUGCUGUUUUUGUAAAUAAGUUUACUCAUAAUAACUUAUGUGAUGUGGAUUUAAAUGAAUUUUUGACGGAACUUAAAGUAUUACAAAAAACUUUGCCAAAUGUUGUUAUGUCAUCGGUUGAAAUUUUAGAGUUUGUCAAAGGUAAAGAUUGUUAUCCAAAUGUUUGUAUUGCAUAUAGAAUCUUAUUAACCGUACCAGUUACUGUAGCAUCAGCAGAAAGAAAUUUUUCAAAACUAAAAUUAUUAAAAAAUUAUUUGAGAUCAUCAAUGUCACAAGAAAGAUUAAAUGGUUUGGCUAUGUUAUGCAUUGAAAAAGAUUUGUUGGAUAAUAUUGAACUUGAUUCUAUAAUUGAUGACUUUGUAUCUAAAAAAGCUCGUAAAUUUGCUAGACAAAAAGAACCACACCUGGAAGAAGAUUGUAUUAUUUCAAAAGAUUGGGAAGAGGAGUUCUUGCAUAGUGGCUCGGUUGGUGUUGGUCUUCAAUUCGUAUUACGUGGUCUGAUUUUUCGUUUAUGGGUUUCAAUUCCAAUCGAAGUUAAUGCCCUUGCAAGUUCAAAGCAUAAUACACCUAGAAAACAUCAUUGA